Symbiodinium necroappetens is the source of this 2292-nucleotide messenger RNA. The record is from the annotation of a GenBank genome assembly. NCBI's taxonomy places the organism in Eukaryota, Dinophyceae, Suessiales, Symbiodiniaceae.
AUGCUUGCCUGCAAGUCCGCUAAUGUUGAACCCAAUCGGGUGCACAUCCACGAUGCUCCUCUGGCCCCGGACCAUCGCAUGGCCAGGUUGAACAUCGAGCAAGUCGGCUUGGAAGACUUCGACGAGGAGGAGGAAAUCGAGCUCGGUCAGACUGAGCAGCAGAAGCAGGAGAGCGCCACGCGGAACCUCACCGAGGGCGACGAUGCUCUCCGCGAGGUGCUGAAGAAGUUCGAGCGGAAGGAGCCCUCCUUGAUGGCCUGUGCUGCCACGAACUUGUCCUUCCUGUACUUCUUGGAGGCAGAGCACACGCAAGCAGAGAAGUACGCAGACAUUGCAGUGAAGGCAGACCGAUACAAUGCUCGAGCGCUCGUGAACAAGGGCAACUGCAUGUUCAUGAAUGACGAGUUCGAGCGUGCGAAGGAGGUGUACCUUGAAGCCAUUGGAGUCAGUGCUGACUGCCUGGAGGCGAUCUAUAAUCUCGGCUUGGUCAACAUGCACAUUGGCAAGUACCAGGAAGCCCUCUUGGCCUUUGACAAGCUCCACUCCAUCACCCACGUGAAUUGUGAAGUGAUGUGGCAGCUUGGCGACAUCCACGAGAAGCUUGGGAAUCAUGCCAAGGCUCACGAGUGGUUCUCGCUUUUGGUCACGUCGCCGAAGGGGCGGCCAACAGAUCCAGGUGUUUUGGCACGCCUCGCCAACCUCUUCAACAAAGCGGGAGACGAGACGCAGGCGUUUCACUACCACCUGGAGUCCUACAGGUACUGGCCGGUAGACAUGAACGUCAUCACCUGGCUCGGCAUUUACUACGUCAAGCAGGAGAUGUACGAGGCAGCGAUCCCCUUCUUCUCUAGGGCGUCUCAGAUCGAGCCAAACGAGGUGAAGUGGAGGCUCAUGGUUGCGUCUUGCUACCGGCGGAUGGGUGCAUACCCUGCUGCCCUGAAGCUCUACGAGGAUAUCCACAGGUCGCACCCGAAUGACAUCGAGUGCGUCAGGUACCUCAUAACCAUUUGCAAGGAGAUGAAGCAGAAGUACGACCACUACGCAGCUCACCUUCGAAAACUGGAGAGAUUGCAGGCAGCGAACGAGCAGCCGGGACGGAACAUGGGCACAGUUUCGGCCAUCGGACAGGGAGGUCUUGAGGACAGUCCCCGCGGCGAUAGCGGCGACAUGGGUGGCUUCGGCGGGUCUCGAGGCCGUUUCGACCAUGACGAGGAUGAUCCGCCCCCUCCUCCUGAGGCUCCAAGGCCGCCUGUGGAGCUCUACGAAGCCGAGGCAGAUCUGCCAGCCAAAGGAGACGUUGGAUCCAAGGUAUCGAGGUACUCCUGUGAAGGCCGAAAAGGCCGAAAUCUCGAAGCCAGGACUGGGGCAACGAUGACCUCGGAGACGUCCUGCCUCCGAUGUGACAUCUCCAGGAUGCGUCUUGCAACCUGCCGCGACAGCCGCGAUGCUGUACAGAAGGCCCAAGGCUCGGAGACCCUGACAGCAGAUUCGCAAGGUGAACGGGAUGCUAACGAGCACAUUUGUGGCUGCAUCGUACCGUACUCUGUCACCUUGAAUGUUUCACCCGGUAUUUUCGCCUCCAGACUUAGCCACGCUGUGCCACCCAUGGCGAGCACCGCGCAAAAGACAUGGGAGCUGGAGAACCAGGUGGUGCAGAUUGACGACGCAGCAAUCUACGCUUUCGACCAGGCCGAGCAGGACGCCAUCUACGACAAGAAGCCCUGGAGGGAAGACGUUCACUUCUUCAAGAAUGUGCGCAUGUCUGCCAUCGCGCUGAUCAAGAUCAUGAUGCACACGAAGUCUGGGGCACCGUUGGAGGUCAUGGGCCUGAUGCAGGGCAAGGUCACACCGGACAGGACCUUUAUCAUCAUGGAUGCCUUUCCUUUGCCUGUUGAGGGCACGGAGACUCGGGUGAAUGCCGGUGCUGGAGCGAACGAGUUUAUGGUGACAUUUACUGAGACAUGCGAAAGGAUUGGCAAAGUGGAGAAUAUCUGCGGCUGGUAUCACUCGCAUCCGGGCUAUGGCUGCUGGCUGAGUGGCAUUGACGUCCAAACUCAGAUGACGUAUCAGCAGCAUCAAGAACCCUUCUUGGCCGUGGUGGUGGACCCUGUCCGAACGUGUGCCUCCGGCAAAGUCGACAUCGGGGCCUUCCGCACCUACCCCGCCGGAUAUUCUCCACCGGAUGAGGGGCCUGGGGAGUACCAGUCCAUCCCGCUAGACAAAAUCGAGGAUUUCGGCGUUCACUGCAAGCAAUACUAUACUCUUCCCAUCGAGAUCUUCAAAAACAGUCUG